Xylona heveae TC161 is the source of this 1215-nucleotide messenger RNA. Its product is annotated as oxidoreductase. The record is from RefSeq and is a predicted model, not a curated record. Lineage: Eukaryota; Fungi; Ascomycota; Xylonomycetes; Xylonales; Xylonaceae. Bases 1 to 1131 code for a protein of 376 amino acids. The transcript is spliced from 3 exons. Gene Ontology annotation, molecular function: dioxygenase activity.
AUGUCUUCCAACAAACUCGUGGAACACAAUGUUGCCGGCAUCGACAUGAGCGGCCUCUACCCCGCUCCUUUUCCAGACGAUGUGCCCAUUAUCGAGUUGAAAACCAUCUCGCUGGCUAAGCUUCUGGAAAAAGACCAGACAGAGACCCAGCGGAUGUUUGAAAUCUGUCAGGAUCCAGGAUUCUUCUAUCUAGACUUGACGGACCAUCCCGAAGGUCUGCAGAUGCUACGAGAUGUAGUAAGCUGUUGUCGACUCGGCCAGAGUAUUUUCCCCAAUAAGUCCAUGGAGGAAAAGAAAUCGUUCAAGACGAGAGAGCGGAUUGGAGUUUUUGACAUGGGCUACUUUACCAAAGAUGUUUUACCGGAUGGGGAACCUCGAUACAGUGAGACUAUUAAUAUUCCGAUGACGGAAAUGUUUUCUCCACCAAGCGAGCACGAGAAGAAUUUUCGACUUCCUCCCUGGCUGGCCCCGCACGUGGAUCUGUUUCGUACGACAAUGUCCCAAGGCAACAGACUAGCCAAUGUAAUAUUCAGCGUACUGGAAGACGCUCUGCAGCUGAAGACAGGGACCAUUACUUCUGCCCACCAGUUGGCAGACCCGUCGAGCGAUUUCCUGCGGCUGUUACGCUACACGGGCGUCAAGCCAGGCAAGACGGUUGACCAACUCACCUUUCCCGCCCACAAGGAUGCCAUUAGUCUCGCCAUUCUCUUCACCUGGCUGGGAGGCCUGCAGAUCCCUGCGCCCGACGCCACCUGGAUCGGCCCGGAAAAGGUGACCGAAGACAGCUGGAGAUGGGUUAAGCCGAUCCCGGGAACGGCAAUUGUCAAUCUGGGAGACGCAAUCGAGAUUCUAACGAACAAGGUGCUCAAGUCAGGUCUGCAUCGGGUGGUUCGGGCGCCUGGCAAGCAGGCGCCGUUUGACAAAUACAGUGUGCUGAUUGGAACUCGGCCCAACAAUCAGCUGCCAAUGGUUCCAUUCACAGACAGUCCGUUGAUCCCUGAGCAGACUGAAGAGCAGAGGAAUGCACCGGUGCUGACGAGUGAAGAGUGGGGAACAAGCAAGAUCUUGGGGCUGGAGAGACUGCUCAAGAAGCGUGAUGAGGACAAGGAGGUGUUGACUUUCAAGCAUUGACCAAUCCUGCCUACCUAGGCCCUAGUGAUAUUGAUGGUUAGACUCUUGCACGGCCCGAGCAGCGGCCCGGUCCAUAAUCGGUAG